UUCUCAGUUUUCCUCACUUGUCAGAACCCCUAUACGUCUCUAUCUCUUACUCAUCCCUUCGUCCCACAACCAUCAUGCUUCAGAAACUAGCCUCCUCCUCAUUUCAUACUUGGCCAUGGUGGUGGCAACCCAGCAAUGGCAACGACGGGCUCGGGCGCUUCCUGCUCUCCUCCGCCCUCAUCGCACUCUUCUUGUGGUGGGUUGUUCACAGAAAAUCAAGAACUCGCCGUCAGCCGCCGUUGCCACCAGGGCCAUUUGGCCUUCCCCUUGUCGGAAACCUCCCCUUCCUGGACCCUGAGCUGCACAAGUAUUUUGCAAAGCUUGCUCGGGACUACGGUCCAAUCCUCAGCCUGCGGCUAGGGAUGAAGCUUGGCAUUGUGGUCAGUUCCCCUUCCUUAGCUCGUGAAAUCCUCAAGGACCAAGAUGUCACCUUCGCCAAUCGCGAUGUCCUUGCCGCCGCGAAAGAGGCCUCGUACGGCGGUUCCGACAUAGCUUGGAGUCCCUACGGACCAGAAUGGCGGAUGCUGAGGAAGGUCUGCGUGCGGGAGCUGCUCGGCAACGCAUCCUUGGACGCUGUCUACGCACUCCGCCGGCGGGAGCUCCGGCGGACAGUCAAUUACUUGUACGGGCGGGUCGGGUCACCCGUCAAUGUCGGCGAGCAGAUGUUCUUGAAUUUGCUGAACGUCAUGACGAGCAUGCUAUGGGGGGCGACGGUGAAGGGGGAGGACGGGGCCGAGUUCCGGCAGGUGGUGGCGAAUAUAACUGGUCUGAUGGGGAAGCCCAACGUGUCGGACUUCUUCCCGGGUUUGGCACGGUUUGACUUGCAGGGCAUCCAGAAGCAGCAGAAGGGGCUGGUGGCGAGGUUUGAUAGGAUGUUUGACGCCAUAAUCGACCGACGGCUGAAAAUGAAAGACGAUGGUGAUGAUGGAAAGGAGAGCAAAGACUUUCUGCAACUGUUGCUGAAGCUGGAACACGAAGGGGUGUCACCGGCCGGAGAUGCCAAAACGCCUUUUACCAUGACACACGUCAAGGCCUUGUUAAUGGACAUGGUCGUGGGAGGCACAGAUACAACCUCCAGCACAACUGAGUUUGCCAUGGCCGAGAUGAUGAAAAAUCCAGAGAUCAUGAGGAAAGCUCAUCAAGAACUAGAUGCAAUGGUUGGUAGAAACAACAUUGUCGAAGACUCUCACAUUCACAACUUACCAUACUUGUAUGCAGUGAUGAAAGAAGCUUUGCGGCUACACCCUGCUCUGCCGUUGCUGGUGCCUCACUGCCCCAGCCAAUCUUGCGUCGUCGGCGGCUACAACAUUCCCAAAGGCGCCCGAGUCUUCUUUAACGUGUGGGCGAUCCACAGGGACCCGUCAAUUUGGGAAAACCCGCUUGAGUUUGAUCCCGAGAGGUUUUUGGAUUCCAAGUUCGACCGUCAUGUUGGCAAUGACUUCAACUAUUUCCCCUUCGGGUCGGGCCGGAGGAAGUGCGCCGGGAUUGCCAUGGCUGAGAGGAUGUUCAUGCUUUCAUUGGCAACGCUUGUGCAUUCUUUUGAGUGGAAGCUGCCGGAAGGAGAGGAGAUGGAGAUGUCUGAGAAGUUCGGAAUUGUGUUGAAGAAGAAGACUCCGCUUGUUGCAAUUCCAACGCCAAGGCUGUCUGAUCCAGCACUUUAUGAUGAGUAAGAAAAUGGAACGAGCUAGCCUUUUUGCUACGACCAUGGUGGGACGGCUAACAGAAUCAAAGAGAAAGGGGAUUGUUAAUCGGGGAUAUUAAAAUAAUGAUAAUUAUGGAGAAUAAGUAUAAAAACUUAAAAUUAAAAUAAAUAAAUUUUGUAAAAAAUCUUUAAGUUGUACAAGGCUUAAAACAUAAUAUAAAUCGCUUUUCUAAGAGCGAAAUUUGUCCUUC
This is a messenger RNA of Diospyros lotus (date-plum), 1893 nucleotides long. Its product is annotated as flavonoid 3'-monooxygenase CYP75B137-like. Bases 75 to 1670 code for a protein of 531 amino acids. Lineage: Eukaryota; Viridiplantae; Streptophyta; Magnoliopsida; Ericales; Ebenaceae. Gene Ontology annotation, molecular function: iron ion binding; heme binding; oxidoreductase activity, acting on paired donors, with incorporation or reduction of molecular oxygen. The record is from RefSeq and is a predicted model, not a curated record. The transcript is spliced from 2 exons.